Aspergillus alliaceus is the source of this 1645-nucleotide messenger RNA. Its product is annotated as bZIP transcription factor. Gene Ontology annotation, biological process: regulation of transcription by RNA polymerase II. The transcript has a single exon. NCBI's taxonomy places the organism in Eukaryota, Fungi, Ascomycota, Eurotiomycetes, Eurotiales, Aspergillaceae. The annotation marks the transcript as partial. Gene Ontology annotation, molecular function: DNA-binding transcription activator activity, RNA polymerase II-specific; RNA polymerase II transcription regulatory region sequence-specific DNA binding. Gene Ontology annotation, cellular component: nucleus. The record is from RefSeq and is a predicted model, not a curated record.
UUUUUAAAAAAAUAUUUUUGUUUAAUUAUUUUCUUUCCCCCUUAUACCCCCCUUGGUUGUUCGCUCAUAUGCAUCCGCAUGCCUGGUUAAUCACGGAGAUGAGCACGCAAUCCACCACAUUAAUGACAACGUCGGUAACCUGGUCGUUGUUGUUGCCAGACCCUUGGCCACGCAUCUCCUAUUCAUCUAAAGCUCUCCCCACCAAGGGUCUCAUGUCCCUUUUGAGCUUCCCUGGUGUGAUAACGAUUGCCUCUUCCUUUCGUCUUAUCACCUUCGGUUUGCGGCGUUGCUCUUUCAUGUUCCAAUCGUUCCGUUACUUACAUCUAUCUACUCACCAACAGCCGAUAAACCCCUCAACUAUUCGCUCCCCGACCAAAUGAUCUCGUAUUCAGCUCAUCCAAUUUAUCCUCCUAUCUCUUAUGGACCUGAUGAUCUGGGUCAUGCCCCGGGGGCUCUAACCCCCUCAGAUGUCUCAUCGUCUAUAUCACCCCCGAAUGGUCAACUCGGCAAUACCAAGUACAGCACACAAAUCCCCGGUGAUCACCUCGCUUCCGCCCUCUCGCAAGAAGAACAUGUUCGCCGUGCCGCUGAAGAAGACAGGCGGCGGCGGAAUACCGCGGCUAGCGCCCGGUUCCGCAUGAAGAAGAAACAGCGCGAACAGACGCUAGAACGGACAGUGCGAGAGACCACCGAAAAGAACGCCUCUCUCGAGGCCCGCGUGGCCCAACUAGAGAUGGAAAACCGAUGGUUGAAGAAUCUCUUGACGGAGAAACACGAAGCCACGAGUACUCGCGGGCCACAUCCUCCAGAAGACAGCGCAGCCAUGAACCAAAAAGGCAAUGGCGGUGGACACGGGCAAAAACAUAUCCAGCCAAAAAAGAAGGGAGUGGGUACUGAUAACUAGAGACUAAAGCAAAAGAUGUCCUGUCUCUCUAUUAUCUUGCUUCUUCGUUUUUCUUAUUUUGACUUUCCCUCCUCCCCUCUGACAUGACUCCAUGCUCAUGCUUUGGACUAUAUUGAUAGGCAAUUGUUUUCAGCUCCCCUCUUCGCAUCUGGCUUUAUAUCCUUCAUCUAUAUUUAGGCUGGUCGUCCGUCCUACGAUGGAGGCACUUGACGAUUUAAUGACCUUUUUCCUUACUGUUUCUGUUCGUUGGGUGCGAGUGCGAGUGGGAGACCUGAGACUUGAUGUCGUGAUCUAGGUUGUUUGGGUUUUUUUGCGUGGUUCUCCUUUGAUUUCUUUUAUUUUCCAUCUCUGCGCUCUUUCUUUCUUUCAUUUUCUUUUCAUUGGUUACUUUCGGUGAAUCUUGCGGGCAAGUUGGGGUGGCUUACGAUUCUCUUGUGUCUUGACAGGUUAGGGCAAGGACCGCCUCUGUCCUCAUAAAUGCUCACCCGCAGUUGGCGUAAAAGGAUGGGAUUCAGUUACUGUCGGUGUUGAAUUUGGCAAACCCAUGUCUUACUUUUAGCUUUUAGCGUAUGAAUCUCCCAAGACCGCUGUUAGCUCGGCUUGAACCUGUGGUAGGUCCUAGAACUGAGCAUCAACUGGUGGCUUUCAGUUUUUCAUUUCAUUCGAUGUUCAUCCAUAACCCUCCCUGGGUGCGAAGUACAGGUAAGAGGUAUAAGAGGUAUAUAGGGCAUUAGAAUGAAU